CGGGUCCUCGUCGCGUCCCGAUGACGUCAUCUCCCCGCGCAGCCGAGCCCGCCGUCAUGGCGGAGGUGAAGGUGAAGCCGGAGGUUCCCGACCCUGUGGACAUAGAGAGCAGGAUCAUCGAGCUGUGUCACCAGUUCCCUCACGGCAUCACGGACCAGGUGAUCCAAAAUGACAUGCCCCACAUGGAGGCCCAGCAGCGAGCCAUGGCCAUCAACAGGUUGCUCUCCAUGGGGCAACUGGACCUUCUCAGGAGCAGUUCAGGUCUCCUGUAUAGAAUCAAAGAGUCUCAAAAUGCAAGUAAAAUGAAAGGCUCCGACAAUCAGGAGAAGCUGGUUUACCAAAUUAUAGAAGAUGCAGGCAACAAAGGUAUUUGGAGCAGGGACAUUAGAUACAAAAGUAAUUUGCCUUUAACGGAGAUCAACAAGAUAUUGAAAAAUUUGGAAAGCAAGAAACUAAUUAAAGCAGUUAAAUCUGUGGCAGCGUCCAAGAAGAAGGUGUAUAUGCUGUAUAACCUGCAGCCUGACCGAUCAGUGACCGGUGGGGCCUGGUACAGUGACCAAGACUUUGAGUCUGAAUUUGUGGAGGUGUUAAAUCAACAGUGUUUUAAAUUUCUGCAGAGUAAGGCAGAAGCGGCUCGAGAGAGCAAACAGAACCCCAUGAUACAGAGGAACAGCUCAUUCGCCUCCUCCCACGAGGUGUGGAAAUACAUCUGUGAGCUGGGUAUCAGUAAGGUAGAAUUGUCUAUGGAAGACAUUGAAACCAUUUUAAAUACACUAAUAUACGAUGGCAAAGUGGAGAUGACUAUUAUUGCUGCAAAGGAAGGGACAGUAGGCAGUGUGGAUGGACAGAUGAAGUUGUACAGAGCUGUUAGUCCUCUCAUACAACCCACUGGAUUAGUCAGGACACCCUGCGGACUCUGUCCAGUUUUUGAUGAUUGCCAUGAAGGUGGUGAGAUUUCUCCAUCUAACUGUAUUUAUAUGACAGAAUGGCUGGAGUUUUAAGGUGAAAGAAAUCUGUAAACUCAAUCCAUUCUUCACAGCUAAGAUGACAAAGCAGCUUCUAAAUUGGUGAGCAACUUCAAGAUGUGAAGUUCCUUUGCCUUUUUUUAAGUAAACUCAAUGCUGCAACACAUCGGUUGUGUGAGCAGUCCUGUAUGUGGACUGACAGUCAAACCAGCACUGAAGAUCAAGGCUGAAGUGAAAACAUAGAUCCCAUCUUGUACAAAAUAGGGGUGCGUGACUUGAGAAGUGCCGCAGAACAGCUGUGUGGUGAUGUAUCACACUUAAGGAUUGUGUUGAGAACUCAACAGGAACUUACUUUGAAAGAAAAUAAGUUAUCAGCUGAUCAGAAAAACUUGUUAAUGAGCAUUGCCAAGAAUUAGAUCCUAAACUUUGCUUUCAGACUUGUAGCGCUGGUGGGAGCUUAAGUCUUAAAGCUGACACAUUUAUCCCUAUGUAAAAUAGAAAUCAAUGAUUCUUUACCAUCAUUCUUACCUACUAUAAUUUAUGAUUAAAACUGUAUUUGAUUUUUUUUUUCUUAUC
Molecule: messenger RNA, 1541 nt
Organism: Meleagris gallopavo (turkey)
Lineage: Eukaryota; Metazoa; Chordata; Aves; Galliformes; Phasianidae
Gene: POLR3F
Product: RNA polymerase III subunit F
Biological process (GO): transcription by RNA polymerase III
Cellular component (GO): RNA polymerase III complex
Source: RefSeq, a predicted model, not a curated record